GGACCUUGAAUUAACACGCAAACAAUAGCGGACCGAACACCCAAUAAACCGUACCACAUUAUUAUCUUCGGGGCAACGGGGUUCACCGGUCAGUUUGUUGUGGAUGAGGUCGCUCGUUGUGCCGCAGAGAGUCCCAGUGGGAGCUCUCUGAAAUGGGCCGUGGCCGGGAGAAGCAGACCGCGUCUGGAACUGGUGCUGACACAAGCCGCAGGGAGAUUGUCCAUAUCUGAGUUGAAGACAGACAUUGAGGUCAUUGUUGCAGAUGUGUCCAUUGAGGAAUCACUGGCUGUCAUGUGCCAGCAAGGAGAAGUGAUUCUUAACUGUGUGGGUCCAUUCCUGGAGCGCAUGCAGCAUGAGUACCAUAUUAAAGCCUUGAACAGAGGAGUGUAUGUGAUUGGCAGCUGUGGGUUUGAUUCUAUACCAGCAGACCUGGGGGUUCUCUAUACGCAGAGGCAGUUCAAAGGAACUCUGACAGCAGUGGACAGCUUCCUGAGAAUCAACAGUGGGUCAAAGGGUUUUGCUGGCCAUGAUGCCACCUCGCAGUCAGCUGUUUAUGGCUUUGCAGACCGCAGAACCCUCCAUCAGCUGAGAAAAAAGUUUGGCCACAAGCCCCUGCCUCUGGUAGGAGCCAAAGUUAAAAAGAGGGGGCUCGUGUUUUUCAGUAGAGAAAUGGGACAGUACGCCGUCCCAUUUAUUGGCUCUGACCCUUCGGUAGUGAAGAGAACACAGCAUUUCCUUUUCAAGGAGGAACAACUGUCACCGGUUCAGUACAGUGCCUAUGUUGGGGUUGGCAGCCUCUUUUCCAUAAUCAAGCUUUUUUGUGGAGGUCUACUCUUCUGGAUCAUGGUCAAAUUCCGCCUUGGCAGAAAACUUCUUACUACGUUUCCCUCAUUUUUCUCCUUUGGCUUUUUCACCAAGGCUGGGCCAGCCAUGACUCAGAUAGAAGAUACCUCCUUCAGCUUGACACUUUUUGGGGAGGGCUAUACAGAGGGGACAGAUCCCUCACAGGGAAGGCCCAAUGCAAAGAUCUGCACUCAAGUUAUAGGAGCAGAGCCUGGUUAUGUGGCUACAGUGUCUGCCAUGGUCCAAGCAGCUUUAACUUUGCUUAAUGAGCUGCACUCCCUCCCCAGGAGAGGAGGGGUUUACACCCCGGGGGCUGCCUUCUAUAAAACCAGCCUGAUCGACCGCCUACACAAGCAUGACAUCAGGUUCUCAGUCAGAAGCUGCCAGGAACUCUAACAGGAGCCACUGUAAAGGAGAAAUAAAUCGCACAAGAAAAGUGGAACCUGUCCCAGUUGCUACUACAGGGCAAGAAGAAAGAUGCAUCAUGGUCAUGUUUCCAGUUAUUAUUUUCAUGGGUGUUGAGAUUGUGUGAGUUUUUUUUUUAGGCAUUUGAGAGUUUUAGAUUUGACCUGGAAGUUGUUUUGGUUUCUUCUCCCAUUACCAUCAUGAAUAAUCCUAAAUGCAAUAAAAUACAGCACACGUUUUUGUGCAGUCAAAUCAAAAUGAAUUUCAAUGUCAGACUUUCACCCCGAGCAACUUCUGGGCACAGUUGAUGCGUUUUCUUUCAGUGAACAGCUUUCUCUCUUUGUACUUGUCUUUUCUGCCUCAUGUUUGAGUUGUUACACUUGAUAUUUCUCUUUCUGAACCCUUUGUUUGUGAUUCAUUCUGUCUCACUCUUUUUGCUUUCAUUCUAUGUCCUCUUUUCCUCCAGCUUUCCACUGAGAUGUUGUACGUUCAAAUGUUCACAUAACACAACAUGCUUCUAGUUUCAUAAGGCUCCCCUCCUCCAUAAUGCUCUCCUCCCUGGCAGAGGCAAGCAGAUUGUUUUGCUUUCAUUCUCUGACCUCUACCCCUCUCCCAUUACAUAAAUCUCACCUUCAGAUAGCAGAUCAAUCCACAUCCACACCCUCCUCAUUUUAGCACCAGGCAAUUAAAAGCAAAAGCAGUAGAAAGGAAAACAUGCUCCCAUAAUAAACAAUCUAGUCCAAAAAACAUCUAUGAUUAGCUGUUAAAAAAGAUUUUGUCUCAACCAUUUGGGAGAUGUAUUCUAGAAGAUGUAAAAAUAGUUUUCAGAUUAUAGAAAAAGCCAAAGGGUUCCUGGUUCUCGCUUAGAAAUCUUAAGAAAAUGUGAUGUUUGACUUUGGAGAACCAUAAAUGCGAUCAUGAGUAUCAUAAAGACCAUACCCACCCUUUCUCAAACCCACCGUCCACUAGC
This is a messenger RNA of Menidia menidia (Atlantic silverside), 2218 nucleotides long. The record is from the annotation of a GenBank genome assembly. NCBI's taxonomy places the organism in Eukaryota, Metazoa, Chordata, Actinopteri, Atheriniformes, Atherinopsidae.